AUGUGGGUGGAGCGGAUGAUCCGCGAGAACGGGCACAUCUUCACGGACGCCCAGUGCAAGGUGUGCAGCGCGCUGCUCAUCUCCGAGUCCCAGAGGCUCGCCCACUACCAGAGUAAGAAGCACGCAAACAAAGUCAGGCGGUAUUUGUCUAUCCAUGGUGAAGAGGAGCUUGCACAUGGGAAGAAAAUGAAGCUGGAUGCUAAGCAGGAGAGCAAGCAGGAGAGCAGCAAUGGGGACGACAGGAACAAGUGCUGUCCCAUCUGCAACAUGACCUUUUCCUCUCCGGCUGUGGCAACCUCUCAUUACUUGGGCAAAACUCACGCCAAGAAUGUGAAGCAGCAGUCCCCCAAAGUGGAAGAAGUGGUGCCCUCCCAGAAACAUCCUGCUGCCCUCCCUGCUUCUACUGUGUCCUCCAACCAAGAGAACAAGGACAUUACUGACCCAGACAAGUUCUGUAGUCUCUGCCAUGCUACUUUCAACAACCCCCUCAUGGCAAAACAGCAUUAUGUGGGCAAGAAGCACAGAAAACAAGAGACCAAACACAAGCUGAUGGCACACUAUGGCCGAACCCCUGAUGCAUCAGCGUCGUCCUUCAUGGCUGGGAAGGGCUACCCCUGCACCACAUGUAACAUAGUACUGAACUCCAUAGAGCAGUACCAAGCUCACAUCAGUGGCUUCAAACACAAGAAUCAGAUACCAGGAGCAGUGCCGCUUGUAGGAGCGUUCCCACCGCAGCAGUACGUUCGGGAAGAGUCAACUGCCCCAGGAGGCUACAGUUAUUUCAGCCAAGACUUCUAGAGCAAGUUGCAGCACUGUUCUUGGAGUUGUUGGUGGCUCAAGAACACACGUCCUUUGCCAGCCCACAAUGGUUUCAUUAUCCCCUUGGAUAAGCAAAGCCCUGCCCUCCUGUAUGCGCCCAUUGAGCAGAACAGAACGGGGGCUGAAUCUUGCAGAAAAAGGAUCCAGCUGGAAAAGACUUGCUAGACAGCAAAUACUUCACUCCCUUAGAGUA
This is a messenger RNA of Tinamus guttatus (white-throated tinamou), 1012 nucleotides long. The record is from RefSeq and is a predicted model, not a curated record. NCBI's taxonomy places the organism in Eukaryota, Metazoa, Chordata, Aves, Tinamiformes, Tinamidae.